UGUAUGGUGGCAGGUAUGCACAUUAAAAAGGGGGGUAGCACAUAUUUUCACUUUGGUAGCUACCUAUCACUAGCAUGUAUUUCCAUAAUCCUCAUAAAUAUUUUCUCUAUCUUGUUAUUAUUAAUUAAUUGCUUCAAGUAAGGUUUGAGCAACAUUUAUCGUCCCAAACAACACAGAAAGAAAAAUCUCGGAACUUGCAUUGUGAUGUCUAUUGCAUCAUUAAUAUACAUGCACACAUCUUAAUUGAACCUCACCCUCCUAUAUCCUUUCUCAAUUCUCACCACUAAUAUAAUGAGUCAUUUUCCUUCUUCCUCCUAUUCUUCUUCUUCUUUGUGUCAGUGUUUGGUUCAUGAAGAGAGCUAAUUCAGAUUUUUUUUUGGUCACUAGCUAAUUCAGAUUUGUAUUGUGUUGUUUGCUUUGCUAGCAAUGCUCUAAUUAGUUUCCAGCUUUAUUCACUUUAAUUACUAUUUUUGUUGUCACUGAAGAAGGAGAGAUCAGAGAUAUGGGCUGUAAUUUUUGUAGGAACUUUGAACAUCAUAAUAUUCUGGGUUUGUUCAUCAUCGUUGUAUUAGUGGCUGCUAUGGUUGAAUGCAGUUCCUUAAACUACACAAAGUACAAUAAGCAAGUAAGUAGCUUGAGAUUCAAUAGGAUUAUCAAACACUUGGACAAGAUUACCAAGCGCCCUGUUCUCACCAUAGAGAGUCCAGAUGGUGAUAUCAUAGAUUGUGUUCACAAAAGAAAACAACUAGCUUUCGACCACCCGCUCUUAAAGAAUCACAAGAUCCAGAAAGCGCCAAAAGAGAUGCCAAGAGGGAUCAUUAAUAAUGUGAAGAAGGAUAAUAAUAAUAAUAAUGAUGAGGAUGAGAAUGGUAGUAGCCAUGAAAUGGUAGGUGAAGGAGAAAGAGGAGCAGUAAAAAGGCAAGAAUGGCAAAUGUGGCACCUAAAUGGAACGCUGUGCCCAAAGGGAACUGUUCCUAUAAGACGAAGCAGAGUGAAUGAUGUGUUCAGAGCUAAGUCUUUGUAUCACUAUGGUAAGAAACAGCCACGGACUCCAUUCUCCCGCCGCAUCCACAGUGACGCCCCCGAUGUAAUUAGCGGUAACGGCCAUGAGCAUGCGAUCGCUUAUACGAGAUCAUCAGAAGAGAUAUAUGGGGCAAAGGCAAGUAUAAACGUGUGGGAUCCAUCAAUUCAAGCAAUGAACGAAUUCAGUCUUUCUCAAAUUUGGAUUUUAUCAGGAUCUUUCGACGGCCCUGAUCUAAAUAGCAUCGAAGCUGGAUGGCAGGUCAGUCCAGAGCUCUAUGGUGAUAACAGACCCAGAUUAUUUACUUAUUGGACGAGUGAUUCGUAUCAACAAACCGGAUGCUACAACCUUCUUUGUUCGGGUUUUAUCCAAACAAAUAGUAAGAUUGCCAUUGGAGCAGCCAUCUCUCCUGUCUCUUCUUUUGCUGGCAGCCAAUAUGACAUUACCAUCCUCAUCUGGAAGGAUCCAAAAGCUGGGAAUUGGUGGAUGAGCUUUGGUGAUAACACACUGGUUGGGUACUGGCCGGCCGAGCUAUUCACGCACUUGGCUGAUCACGCCACUAUGGUGGAGUGGGGCGGCGAGGUGGUGAACAUGCGGACCAAUGGCCAGCACACCGAAACCCAGAUGGGCUCCGGCCACUUCGCCAGGGAGGGCUUCGGAAAAUCAAGCUACUUUCGGAACCUUCAGAUUGUGGACACUGAUAACAGCCUAAUGAAUGUGCAGGGCAUCUCAACUUUGGCUGAAAAUACCAAUUGUUAUGAUAUUAAGAGCUCUUAUAGCAAUGAAUGGGGCACAUACUUCUACUAUGGUGGGCCUGGGAACAAUCCUCAAUGCCCAUGA
Molecule: messenger RNA, 1861 nt
Organism: Arachis stenosperma
Lineage: Eukaryota; Viridiplantae; Streptophyta; Magnoliopsida; Fabales; Fabaceae
Exons: 7
Coding region: 503-1861 (452 amino acids)
Source: RefSeq, a predicted model, not a curated record